AUGUUGCUCUCAAAAGGUCUUCCGAUCAACCAAGACAGUAUAAUGUGGAAUGCACUUUCCAGAGCUGUUGCAUUGAAUCAGCACGAGACCAUUGAAAUUCUGAUCAAUCGUGACCCUAAAUCCGAUUUGGAAUGCGUUGUUGGACAGUAUACUGGAGAGGAAGCCUUGAUGGGAUACACAGCUCUCCAACUUGCCUGCUACUGGUAUGAUUCGAAAUGUGUCAAGCUUCUCGUAGAUGCUGGGGCCAAUGUAGGUUUCCGGAAUAGCUAUGUCAACGAGAAGCGACAGACUCGACUCCAUUUCAUUCAAAGAGGUACAAGAGUUCCAACCGUCGAGCUACUGGCCGCAGCCAUGGCCCCAAUCGACACUCAGGAUGAAGAUGAAUAUACGCCACUGGCUAUCGCCGUCAGAGAGGGGAACUCUGGCGUUGCAAGGCAUUUUGUUGAGCGUGGGACCAAACAUCUUACAUAUAGCGUCGCUAAUGGCGAUUUGAGCCUUGUUAAAUUUCUCGUUGAUGCUGGGGCCGAUCGCGAAGCGAUUGAUCCCAAGUACGGCAAAUCAUUAUUAUACACGGCACUCGAUAUUAGAGAUGACUGGAGACUUAGGAGAAUGGUCAGGUAUCUUGCGGUUGAAGCCAAAGCACCUAUCAACAAAUUUGGUGGUGAGCUGGGGUAUCCUAUCAUUUGCGCGGCGAAUUCGGUCGAAUACCCUGUUACGCCUAUCACAGUUGUCAAGUUCCUCAUCCGGUGUAAGGCUGAAGUAAAUGUCGCUGACAGCCAAGGCAGAACCGCGCUACAUUUUGCAUGUGUAUCAGCAUCUCUGGAGCGUAUGAAUGCCUUGGUAGAGACCGGUGCGAAUGUUGACACAAAAGACAAGUUUGGUCGAUUGCCGAUGCACUUUGCGGCGGGAACGGAUUCAACGGAUUCAACGAAUAUCGUCGCAUAUCUUUUAGACCAGUAUAAAGACAUGGAUAUUAAUGUGGCAGACCAAGAUGGCUGGACUCCUCUGAUACAUUUGCUGGAACCCAAUGAGCGUGCCAGAGUAACCUCUGAGGGCAUAGAGGAGGAGUGGGAUGAUAACUUCCAUGAGAUUAAGCCGGGGGAUAGGAAACCCUAUGGUUGUGACAGCUGUUUUAUGGACAUUGUAGGUCGCCAAUGGCAAUGCGUCGAGUGCCCAGUUGACUCUUCGCUUUGCUUCGAAUGUUUCGAUCACCGAUCCGACUUGCACGAUCUGACACACACCUUUCGGGUUAUUGAGCCAUUAUAUCGUAAAGAAGACUCGAAGGGCGAUGAAGGUGCAGCGGCUGAGGCGAAGAAUUCUGAUGGCGAAGAUUUUGACCUCGACGGGGAUUACUAA
Molecule: messenger RNA, 1356 nt
Organism: Trichoderma harzianum CBS 226.95
Lineage: Eukaryota; Fungi; Ascomycota; Sordariomycetes; Hypocreales; Hypocreaceae
Exons: 5
Coding region: 1-1356 (451 amino acids)
Molecular function (GO): protein binding
Source: RefSeq, a predicted model, not a curated record